AUGACUAAAGUGAUAAUAGAAAUAAUAGCAUUUCUUGUAUCCACAUCAGGCUGGGUACUGAUGUCUGCCACUUUACCAGCAGACUACUGGAAAGUGUCUUCAAAUGAUGCAAGUAUUGGUGCAGUGAUUACAACAGCCAGCUUCUGGCGCAACCUCUGGAAGGUUUGUUUGAUCGAUUCUACUGGAGUUACCAACUGCAGAGACUUUCCAUCCCUGCUCGAAUUAGACGGUUACAUCCAGGUGUGCAGAGCCCUGAUGAUUGCAGCUGUGUGUCUUGGUUUCUUUGCAAUUGCCUGUGCUCUGGUGGGAAUGAAGUGUACCAAAAUUGGAGGAAAUGAUCAAGUCAAAGCCCGGAUUGUAUGCGCUUCUGGAAUUCAAUAUUUUAUUUGUGGUAUCUGCUCUUUGACCGCCUUCUCGCUGUAUGCCAACAGGACCAUGAAUGAUUUUUUUGACCCUAUGUUUAUGGAUAUAAAGUAUGAAAUUGGGUCAGCCCUGUUCAUUGGUUGGGCAGGCGCUAUCAUGUGCAUUCUGGGAGGGAUUGUGUUCUCCUUGUCACUGUUUGAUAUCUUCAGCAAAAGGAGCACUCCA
Molecule: messenger RNA, 588 nt
Organism: Neoarius graeffei (lesser salmon catfish)
Lineage: Eukaryota; Metazoa; Chordata; Actinopteri; Siluriformes; Ariidae
Product: claudin-10-like
Exons: 5
Biological process (GO): cell adhesion; bicellular tight junction assembly
Cellular component (GO): plasma membrane; bicellular tight junction
Molecular function (GO): structural molecule activity
Source: RefSeq, a predicted model, not a curated record